Messenger RNA from Syngnathoides biaculeatus (alligator pipefish), 1401 nucleotides. RefSeq names its product Carbohydrate sulfotransferase 1-like. The record is from RefSeq and is a predicted model, not a curated record. The transcript is spliced from 3 exons. Gene Ontology annotation, biological process: N-acetylglucosamine metabolic process; keratan sulfate proteoglycan metabolic process. Lineage: Eukaryota; Metazoa; Chordata; Actinopteri; Syngnathiformes; Syngnathidae. Gene Ontology annotation, molecular function: keratan sulfotransferase activity; N-acetylglucosamine 6-O-sulfotransferase activity. Bases 148 to 1401 code for a protein of 417 amino acids.
CAUCAACUCCUGCACCGGCUCUUCAGCCAUGAAUAGAAUAAAAUAAAAACAAUUCUUUGAAAAAAGGACCACAGAAGACCGGACUAGCACCACAAUAAAACACACUCGGGUUUGAAGGAUGUAAAGCCAAAGGUGUGGAGGAACAGGAUGGAGUGCUCCUGGAAGACUGUGUUGCUGCUGGUGUGCGCUUCAUUGGGGGUCCAAUACACGGCCAUUCGCACCCUGAGGGAUUCGCUCUCCGGACCCUGUCAGAGCGGCUUCCAGUGUCAGAACAGACAUCACAGAGAAUCCAAUUGGAAAACCUUGUGUGAUGAGAGCUGGAUAUCCAUGGAAUCCCCCCGGAAGCAUAUCCUGCUCUUUGCCACCACCCGGAGUGGUUCAUCUUUCACCGGUCAGCUGCUCAACCAGCACCCUGAAAUCUUUUACAUGUUUGAACCCCUCUACCACGUCCAGCAGGCCUUCACAAACUCCAGUGGCAGGAUCCGUCGUACUUUGGACCGCCGGGCCCUGCUAGGAGCAUACAGAGACCUCCUGCUCAACUUGUACAACUGUGAGCUUCACUUUAUGGAGAGUUACAUUCGCCCCGAGCCCCAAGACCAUGUCACUAAUUCCUUCUUUCGUAGAAGUUCAAGCCAUGCCCUUUGUUCUCCUCCAGUGUGUCUGGAAGGAGGGUAUGGAGCAACACCUGAUCUACCUGAAGAAAGUUGGUGCAACAAGAAUUGCGGCAUGUUGAACCUUACCUUAGCGUCAAAGUCGUGUCUAUCAAAAGGCCAGGUAGCCAUUAAGACUGUUCGGAUCCCUGAGGUGGGGGACCUGAGAACUUUGGUCGAAGAUCCACGUCUGGACCUAAAGAUCAUCCACCUGGUGAGGGACCCUAGAGCCAUUCUCGCCUCACGCAUGACAGCGUUUUCAGAUCAGUUCCGUGCUUGGAAAAUAUGGAAUGCGACAGGGCGCCAACCGCGAUACGUGGACCUAUCGCAGAUAACGAGUACCUGCAAGGACAUGGUGGCGUCAGCAGAAGAAGGCCUGCAGAGACCAACUUGGCUGCAGGGCCGCUACCUCUUAGUAAGGUAUGAAGACCUUGCAAUAAACCCAAAGCACAAGGCCAAUGAGCUCUACCAGUUUAUUGGCCUAGAGAUGGAGGAUAGAGUGCAGACAUGGAUUGAAAGGAACACCAACAGCAAUUUGUCGGCUCCAUUCGAAUGGAAUUACAAGUACUCCACCACCAGAGACUCUAGAACGACGGCUGAGAGUUGGAGGCUUCGUCUGGGAUAUGAUAUUGCCAGAACUGUGCAGAAUCUGUGUAACAAAACUUUGGCCCUCCUGGGAUACAAACGUGUUCAUUCUGCAGCCCAAUUAAGAAACUUGUCCUAUAGUUUAGUUGAACACAUUACAUUUUAA